Rotaria socialis is the source of this 2931-nucleotide messenger RNA. The record is from the annotation of a GenBank genome assembly. NCBI's taxonomy places the organism in Eukaryota, Metazoa, Rotifera, Eurotatoria, Philodinida, Philodinidae.
AUGGCGUCGAUCACGAGCAAUUCAAUGGAAUCAGAUGAUGAUUAUAUUCCACCUGUUAAAUUAAAGAAAACCACAAAUGAGGAGGAUCAUAAUGAUUUAUAUUGUUUUGAAUGUCAUGUUGAAGGCGAUGUUAUUUGCUGUGAUUCAUGUCCACGUGUAUAUCAUCCUAAAUGUCUUGGAUUGACAACAUUACCUGAUGGUGAUUGGACAUGUCCUGAAUGUAAAAUUUUUCAAGCACCACCAAAUAUAAAAGUUCCAUCAAUCAAUGAAUUCCAUACUAUGCUAAAAUAUGCAUUACGCCGAAUGAAAUCUCAUCCACAAUCAACACCAUUUAUGCAACCCGUUGAUCCUAAACAAGUCCCAGAAUAUCUCGACUAUAUAAUACACCCAAUGGAUUUAGAAACCAUAGAGAAAAAUGUCGACUUAAAAAAAUAUACGUCCACAGAUGCGUUUAUUGCUGAUGUUAAAUGGAUAAUACAUAAUAGUGUCGUUUUCAAUGGAAGUCAAAGUAAAUUUACAACUGUUGCACGUGCAUUGAUAAAAAUUGCUCGGCAUGAAAUGACAGAAAUUGAAAUUUGUGCGGAAUGUUAUUUACGUAGUGCACAACCUUUAAUACCAGAUUGGUUUGCUGAACCAUGCCGAAUUCCACAUACACUAUGUUGGGCAAAAAUGAAAGGCUAUCAAUCGUGGCCAGCGAAAGUUUUACGAAUUGUUAAUGAUGAAGUUGAUGUUCGAUUUUUCGGUCAGCAUGAUCGAGCAUGGGUAUCGAUUAAUAACUGUUUUGUUCUUUCGAAAGAAUAUCCUGGUUCCGAAAAGAAAAAGUCAAAUAAUAAUUUUGAAAGAAGUCUGACAGAAUUGCAAGCUCAUAUUGAUCGAUUAAAAACAUUUUAUGGAUCUUUUACGUAUGCGCCACCACAAACACCGCUUAGUAAAACGAAACCAUUCAAGUUUGUUCCAAUUAUUGAUGAUUCCAUUUCGCCGAACUAUGUGACAAUGACAACUGGCAAUAAUACACUUCGUGCUUCUAUCAAGUGUAUAAAGCAACCACGUUCGCCUAUUCCACCACAAACAACUGAAACAUCUACGAAUAUAAAAACAGCUACUAAACGUUCGAAUGAAAAUUCAAAUGAACAACAGAAACAACAACAAGAUUCAGUUAAACGACCACGACUGGCAUCUCGACCAUCGGAUGAAAAUUUAGCUAAUUCAAAUCGAAUUGUACUUCGAAUACGAAAACCUAGCGAAGAUUUGUCAAGUAGUCGAAGUGAACUAUCAACUAGUGCUAGUAGUCAUCAACUAUCUAUUCAAAUAAAAGAACCAUUAACAGCAUUGAAAGAAGAUGAAGAAGAACAAAGUCAACCUCAAACAGAAAAUGUAUUUGAUGUUUUUAAUCAAAACGAUCAAAAAAUGAGUCCAUCAAAAGACGAUGACGACGAAGUGCCAUGCGAAUCUCCUGAAAAUCAAUCGUUAUCAUCUUCUCCUCCUGUUGUUUUGAGGGAAAAUAAAGAGCCGACUCAAGAGUCACCUAGUAAUAAUAUUAAUCAAAAUGUAAUCCCGAUUGAACUCAAUGCAGAAGAUGUCAGAUUAUCAAUAAAUUCAUUGCUUGAUGCCGUCGAUGCUCUUAAAUCAAUAUCUGAGGUUCGCACUCAUCAAUCUUUACUAACUACAUCAUCGACAAAUGAAUCUAGACCAGUACAACCUCAAUAUGCUGAACGACGUACAACAACAAAACAUUCGCGAAAAUCUCGUUUACAACAUCGUAUAGUAACAGCUCCACCAAAACCACUGAUAAUUAAUAAUAAUAAUAAUAAUAAUAGUACCUCUCUUCCACCAAUGGAAUAUCAUAUAAAUGAACAUUCACUUUCUCCAAUAUCAACAAUGCCUCCUCUAAGACCAUUAUCGAUAAGUCCUGCCAGUACUGAUUUGUUUGAGGAUCUUGCCGCUCUUACUAAUGAUGAUUUAUUAACACAAAAUAAAAAAACAGAACGAGCAAAAUCAAUUGAAGCACUGAGUGUAAAAUCUGAGCCGAUGGAAAAUGACGAACAAUCAAAACAUCGGCUAGUUCAAUCAGUUGUAGCAGCAAUACAUCCAUCUGUAUCAAGUUCUUCAUCAGUUUCUACAAAGCCUUUUCUUAUAUCACCACCAGCAAAUGCACAACAUCAUAAAACAAAAACGCCCUUGUCUACAACUACGACAACAUCAAAUUCGCAAUUUCCAGCAAUGAUAACUAAUAGUAAUAAUACAUUUGCACCACGAAUACCAUCAACAGUACCACAAAAAAGUACUUGGCCACCGGGUGUACCUAUAGUUUCAUCGGCACGGCAACCACCAAGUGCAACAAACAAGCGACCAGUACCAACGACUUAUCCACCGACAGCUUCACGCAAUAGUAAUAAUAACCCAUCGACAAUGAGAAUGACUCCUCCAGCAUCUCUGCAACCUCAAUCAUACGAUGCAUUUUCUAUUAGCACAGCAGUACCACGAAGACCAAAUGGUAUAAAUCAUUCAGCGCUAACCUCAAAUACACCAUCAAUACCAAAUCGAAAUCCUAUUCGAAUGCCCCCACUCAAUAAUCUUCCUAUUCGACCUUCCAUUGAAGAUCAUCAAACACCGGGUGAAAUACAAAUGAUUAUUAAAAGCUUCAAUGAUAAAUUUCAACAGUUGCUUACUGAUUUUACUGUCAAAAUUGAAACGACACUUGAAUCAAAUCGAAUUAAAUAUGAAAAAGAGUUAGAAGAAACUCGUCGUACUUAUCGUAUGUCAAUGAAUGAAUUACGUACAAUAACGACUCAACAAGUUCAAGAAAUGCAUAAUAGUUUAGAAUUACAAUAUUGGACACGUCUUUCAGAAAUGCGCAAUCGUUAUGAAUCAACUCUUCAACAACAGAUUCCCAAGUCUUCAUCAAAACAAUUGAAUGGUGGUCCUCGUUAG